GCAAGAAGCAGAAGAGAAAAAAGCUAACGUCCACCGCAAGCUUUCCCUCUCUCUCUCGCCACCUCUCUGCUGCGUGCUUUUCAAAUUACGCUCUCUCGGACGCAUAAGACAAAAACCGCGAAUUCCCCCGCUCCCCACCUCCUCCCAGUCGUCGUGGCGGCAGCGCGCCGUGACGUGUGGGCUUCCGCCGCCGAUCCCCCUCCGCGCUUCGCCCCGCCAUUCGCCGCGACACCUGUUCUCAGGGCGGGAACUCGGGAAGCCUCCCCCUCCCUCCUUCCUUCCUCCCGAAGGCAUGCCUGAGCCGAAGAUGGCGAGCCUGCGGAAGGGCUCCAAGGUGUGGGCGGAGGACCGGGGCUCCGCUUGGAUCGCCGCCGAGGUCGUCGAUUCCGCGGGGAAGCAGGUCCGGGUGUUGACCGCCGCCGGCAAAAAGGUUUUGGCUUCGCCUGAGAAGCUGCAUCCUCGGGACGCGGAUGGCGAGGAGCUCAAUGGGGUCGACGACAUGACCAAGCUGACGUACUUGAAUGAGCCCGAAGUGCUUUACAACCUCGAGAGGAGAUACGCGCUGAAUGAUAUAUACACUUACACGGGAAGCAUUUUGAUAGCUGUCAAUCCAUUUACAAAGCUUCCCCACCUCUACAAUGUGCAUAUGAUGGACCAGUAUAAGGGAGCUCCUUUUGGGCAGCUAAGUCCACAUGUAUUUGCAGUGGCUGAUGCAUCAUACAGAGCAAUGGUAGAUGAGGGUAAGAGCCAAUCUAUACUAGUUAGUGGGGAAAGUGGGGCUGGAAAAACCGAGACAACAAAACUGAUUAUGCAGUACCUCACUUAUGUGGGGGGUCGCACUGCUAGUUCUGGUGAUGAUCGAACAGUAGAGCAGCAAGUUCUUGAAUCAAAUCCACUAUUGGAGGCAUUUGGUAAUGCGAGGACUGUCAGAAAUGAUAAUUCUAGUCGUUUUGGCAAGUUUGUUGAAAUCCAGUUCGAUGCGAACGGUAGAAUAUCCGGUGCCGCAAUUAGAACUUAUCUUUUGGAACGUUCUCGGGUUGUUCAAAUAACUGAUCCUGAAAGGAACUAUCACUGCUUCUAUCAAUUAUGCGCAUCUGGAAGGGAUGCAGAAAAAUACAAGUUGGGACAUCCGAGCCUGUUCCACUACUUAAACCAAAGUAAGACUUAUGAGCUGGAAGGAGUGAGCAGUUCAGAUGAAUAUUUGAAGAUGAGAAGAGCAAUGGAUAUUGUUGGCAUAAGUUCUGAAGACCAGGAAGCUAUUUUUCGCACAUUGGCCGGAAUUCUGCAUCUAGGAAAUAUUGAAUUUUCACCAGGCAAAGAGCAUGAUUCUUCUGCCAUAAAGGAUCAGAAAUCUGGCUUCCACAUGCAGAUGGCUGCUAAUCUUUUUAUGUGUGAUGUGAACCUCUUGCUAGCAACGCUAUCCACUCGUACAAUUCAAACUCGUGAAGGAAACAUUGUGAAAGCCCUUGAUUGUAAUGCUGCAAUUGCCAGUCGAGAUGCACUGGCAAAGACAAUCUAUGCUCGGCUAUUUGACUGGUUGGUUGAUAAGAUUAACAGGUCUGUUGGUCAAGACCCAAACUCUCGUGUUCAAAUUGGAGUCCUGGAUAUAUAUGGCUUUGAAUGCUUUGAGCGUAAUAGCUUUGAGCAAUUCUGCAUCAACUUUGCAAAUGAGAAGCUUCAGCAGCACUUCAAUGAGCAUGUGUUCAAGAUGGAGCAGGAGGAGUAUAGCAAAGAAGAAAUUAAUUGGAGCUAUAUAGAAUUUAUAGACAACCAAGAUGUUUUGGAUUUGAUUGAGAAGAAACCUAUUGGGAUUAUUGCUCUGUUGGACGAAGCUUGUAUGUUCCCAAAGUCAACACAUGAAACCUUGUCAACCAAACUGUUUCAAAACUUUCGGUCACAUCCAAGGUUGGAAAAGGCCAAAUUUUCGGAAACAGAUUUCAGGAUUGCCCACUAUGCUGGAAAGGUCACAUACCAAACGGAAACCUUCAUAGAUAAGAACCGAGAUUACGUCGUGGUGGAGCAUUGCAAUCUUUUGUCCUCUUAAUGCCCCUUUGUCGCUGGUCUUUUCCCUGCUCUUCCGGAGGAAUCGUCAAGAUCAUCCUAUAAAUUUUCUUCUGUUUCUUCUAGAUUUAAGCAACAACUCCAAGCACUUAUGGAAACCCUCAACUCAACAGAACCUCAUUAUGUGCGUUGUGUAAAGCCAAACUCCCUAAAUCAACCGCAAAAGUUUGAGAAACUCAGUGUCUUGCACCAGCUACGCUGUGGGGGUGUUCUGGAGGCAGUUCGCAUAAGUUUGGCUGGUUAUCCAACUCGAAGGUCUUAUUCAGAAUUUGUGGAUCGUUUUGGACUGCUAGCUCCUGAUCUUCUAUUUGGAAGUUAUGAUGAAAAGAUGAUCACUGAAAAAAUCCUGCAGAAAUUGAAGCUUGAAAACUUUCAGCUUGGGAGGACCAAAGUGUUUCUUAGGGCUGGUCAAAUUGGUAGUUUAGACUCACGGCGAGCUGAGGUUCUGGAUAGUGCUGCAAAAUGCAUCCAACAUCGUUUUCAUACAUUUAUUGCAAGGAGGGAUUUUGUAUCUAUCAGGGGUGCUGCUUAUGUUCUUCAAGCAUACUGUAGAGGAUGCCUUGCCCGGACACUCUAUGAAGUGAAGCAGAAGACAAUGGCUGCUAUUAUUAUGCAAAAGUAUUUGAGGGGCUGGCUGAUACGGUCUGGUUAUGGGAAAGUGCGUGCAGCUGCCAUUGCCAUACAGUCAAGUAUACGUGGUUUUGCAGUACGCCAAAAGUUUUUAUAUGGAAAGAAACACAGAGCUGCUAUCCUGAUUCAGGCUCGAUGGAGAAUGCACAAGUUCCGCUUAGCUUUGAGGCAUCAUCAGGCUUCUAUCAUUGCAAUACAGUGUCUAUGGAGGCGAAAACUUGCUAUAAGAGAACUCAGGAGGCUGAAGAAAGAAGCUAAUGAAGCUGGUGCCUUGCGCAUGGCUAAGAAUAAGCUAGAGAAGCAGUUGGAAGAUCUUACAUGGCGCUUGCAUCUAGAAAAACGUUUACGGGUUUCUAAUGAUGAAGCUAAGCUGGCGGAGAUUUCAAAAUUUCGGAAGACAGUAGAAUCAUUGAAUCUUGAAUUAGAUGCUGCUAAGUUGGCAACAAUAAAUGAAUGUAACAAGAAUGCAGUGCUUCAAACUCAGUUAGAAUUGUCGAUGAAAGAAAAGUCAUCCCUGGAAAGAGAGCUUGUUUCAGUUGCAGAGCUGAAGAAGGAAAAUGCACAGCUGAAGAGUGCCUUAGACACUUUGGAAAGUAAGAACUCUGCUCUGGAGCUUGCACUCAUCAAGGCUCGAAAGGAAACUGAUGAUGCAAUUGGGAAGUUACGCCAAGUGGAAGAGAAGUGGUUUCAGUUGCAAGAGAACGUGAAAAGCCUUGAGACAAAGCUCUCAAACUUAGAAGAUGAGAACCACAUUUUACGACAAAAAGCACUAAGUGUGUCCCCAAAGAGUAAUCGCGCAGGUCUUGUGAAGGCAUAUUCGGAAAAGUAUUCUUCUGCACUGGCUCUUCCAAAUAGUGACAAGAAGAAUGUUUUUGAUUCUCCAACUCCUACCAAACUUAUUCUACCUUUUUCACAUGGCUUGUCCGAGUCACGCAGGACCAAGUUAACUGCUGAGAGACAUCAGGAGAACUAUGAACUUCUUUCGAGGUGCAUCAGAGAAGAUCUAGGCUUCAAGGAUGGCAAACCAGUUGCUGCUUGUAUUAUGUACAACUGUCUGCUUCACUGGCAUGCCUUUGAAUCCGAGAGAACGGCUAUAUUUGAUUAUAUUAUUGAAGGAAUCAAUGAAGUUCUUAAGGUUGGGGAUGAAAACAUUACUUUGCCUUAUUGGUUGUCCAAUGCAUCAGCACUUCUAUGCCUCCUGCAGAGGAACUUACGUACAACCGGUUUUCUUAUAGCAGCCGGUCAGCGAUCUUCUGGGGCUUCUGCAUUGACAGCGAGAGUCAUGCAGAGCGUAAAAUCACCGUUCAAGCAUAUUGGUUUUGAGGAUGGUCUUUCACAUAUGGAAGCAAGAUACCCUGCCAUACUUUUUAAACAGCAGUUAACCGCUUGUGUAGAGAAAAUUUUUGGGUUAAUUCGCGACAAUAUUAAGAAAGAAUUGUCUCCUCUCCUGGGUUUGUGCAUUCAGGCACCAAAAAUUGCACGUGGCAAAUCUUCUAGAUCGCCUGGCAAUGUUCCUCAGCAGUUUCCUAGUAGUCAGUGGGAGAGCAUUAUCAAGUUUUUGGAUUCUCUAAUGAGUCGUCUUCGAGCAAACCAUGUACCCUCCUUUUUCAUUCGUAAGCUUGUCACUCAGGUUUUCUCUUUCAUCAACAUUCAACUCUUCAACAGUCUUCUCCUGCGGCGUGAAUGUUGCACCUUUUCAAAUGGUGAGUACGUAAAAUCUGGCCUGGCAGAUCUGGAGAAAUGGAUAGUGAAUGCAAAGGAGGAGUAUGCAGGAACAUCUUGGCAUGAGCUCAAUUACAUCAGACAAGCUGUUGGAUUUCUGGUGAUACAUCAGAAGAGGAAAAAGUCUCUAGAAGAAAUUAUGCAGGAUCUGUGUCCGGCAUUGACUGUGAGACAAAUAUAUCGAAUUAGUACAAUGUAUUGGGAUGAUAAAUAUGGGACUCAAAGUGUCUCAAACGAUGUGGUUGCUCAAAUGAGAGAGAUCCUGAACAGGGACAAUCAAAAUCUUACCUCAAAUUCAUUCUUGUUGGAUGAUGACCUCAGCAUCCCAUUCUCAACUGAAGAUAUCGAUAUGGCAAUUCCGGCAAUAGAUCCUUCAGAUAUUGAACCACCAAGCUUUUUGUCUGAGUACUCUUGUGUACAGUUCCUCAUCCCGCACCAGAAUCAAAAGUAAAGAUGGCCUUGUGUUGUAAACUGCACGUCACCUUACUCGAUGACCACGCCUCCCUCUGUUGUUGUACAUAAUGAUUUUCUCAGAAAAAAGAAGAAAAUUAAAAAGGCAGAAGCAGCUUCAUUACUCACUUCUUGUGAAGAUGGUAUCUCUUGCUCAAGAGAAGGAAAUGCAUCUGGAGUCAUCAGUAAACUUUUGUGAAUUAGGGUUUCGGUUAGCUUCAAAUUGGGGGAUUAGUAUUGAUUGGUUGGAAAGGCAGAUCAGUGGUAUUCUUUGUUUCUCAGUUUAGUUUGUAGACAGGUCACGUAUAUUUCAGGAUUAGGUGGUCAUUUGUUUUUACUGGAAAGGCGGCUUCCUUUUUCAUUGGGGCUUUGUCCUUUCAAGUUUGUACAUACAUCCCCAAAAUAGUCUUGUCUUAGGUUAUGCUCCUUUGCCUUUUUCUUUUUAUCAUUAAUUUUGUUGAUUGACCGGCAAUACAAAAACAGGUGAUGUACAUAUAACUUUAGUCAAUCCAUGUGGUCAUUUAUAUCAGCGAUCGAUCAGUUUGUAAUCA
Messenger RNA from Eucalyptus grandis, 5414 nucleotides. Its product is annotated as myosin-15. The record is from RefSeq and is a predicted model, not a curated record. Gene Ontology annotation, molecular function: actin filament binding; ATP binding; microfilament motor activity. Gene Ontology annotation, biological process: vesicle transport along actin filament; actin filament organization. NCBI's taxonomy places the organism in Eukaryota, Viridiplantae, Streptophyta, Magnoliopsida, Myrtales, Myrtaceae. Gene Ontology annotation, cellular component: vesicle; cytoplasm; myosin complex.